CAGCUUAUAGCGAGUGACCGUGCAACUGGAGUGAUUCUGCUCAUCUUUACGAGCUAGUCAAUUUAAUAUCUCUGUUAUCAUUACGGAGCUAACUAGCAUGACGGAUAGUCUCCAUUCCACAAACCAAACGCACGUGAAAUGAAGCUGCUUUGUGUGUGGCGUUUUGUCUUGCUUUUCAGCAACUAACUAAAGUUAGUUUUAUAAUUGGCUUUUUAUUGUUACCUCGAGUGCUUUUUGGUUAAGGAUUUUUUCCCCGUGCCGUUUUCUUCUGGUUGAUUCGUGUCCUGAUUCCCCCCCCCCGCUAAUUAGUGAUGAUGCUGCCCGAGCUGUACCGCGCAUGUGCUAAUUCACUCCGCCGCGCAUGCGCAGAGAGUAGUCACAGCACGACGGUUAUAAGUGACCAAACUAAACUCCUGCAAGAUGCAAAGGAGCACAAGUUGAAGAGAUAUGGAGCAUGGAGCCAGAGAAUUUUCAAAAUCUCAAACCAGUUCAUGGCUUAAUAUUUCUCUUCAAAUGGCAACCUGGUGAGGAGCCAGCUGGCUCCAUUGUUCAGGACUCUAGACUCGACCAGAUCUUUUUUGCUAAGCAGGUCAUCAACAAUGCCUGUGCGACCCAAGCAAUAGUCAGCGUGCUAUUGAACUGCUCUCAUCCUGACAUGCACCUUGGUGAAACACUGACUGAGUUCCGAGAGUUCUCGCAAAGUUUUGAUGCUGCAAUGAAAGGUCUUGCUCUCAGUAACUCUGAAGUAAUUCGACAAGUUCACAACAGCUUUGCCAGGCAGCAGAUGUUUGAGUUUGAUGCGAAAUCAUCAGCAAAAGAUGAAGACGCUUUUCAUUUUGUGAGCUAUGUGCCUGUGAAUGGUAGACUCUAUGAAUUAGAUGGACUUCGUGAAGGACCUAUUGACCUCGGCACUUGCAACCAAGAAGACUGGAUCAAUGCAGUUCGGCCAGUAAUUGAAAAAAGAAUACAAAAAUACAGUGAGGGAGAAAUCCGUUUCAACUUAAUGGCCAUCGUAUCUGAUCGCAAGAUGAUUUAUGAGCGUAAAAUUGCAGAGCUACAGGCUCACCUAACAGAGGAAGAGCCAAUGGAUACAGACCAAAGUGCUAAUCUUCUGAGUUCCAUCCAGUCAGAGAUCGCCAAGUACCAGCUCCUGAUUGAUGAGGAGAACCAGAAAUUAAAGAAAUAUAAAAUUGAAAACAUUAGAAGAAAGCACAACUACCUACCUUUCAUCAUGGAAUUACUGAAGACUCUUGCUGAAUAUCAACAACUGAUGCCAUUGGUUGAAAAGGCUAAAGAAAAGCAAAGCGCCAAAAAGAUUCAAGAAGCAAAGUAGUAACAACACACUUUCCAGUACUUUGUGUAAUUUCCCACAAUAUCUCUCAAUGUACUUUUGCCAUCUGUAAUAAUAAUAAUAAUGACACCUACAAACUGAACUAAAGUGUGGUGCUUGCUGUGAUGUUCAUAAGACUUCAUGUUUGCAUGCAAAAAUGUUUAAAUAAACAUGUCUUAUUUUCAUAUAAUUGCCAUUGCUGGUCUCAA
Messenger RNA from Ictalurus furcatus (blue catfish), 1539 nucleotides. It is a transcript of the gene uchl5, whose product is annotated as ubiquitin carboxyl-terminal hydrolase L5. The transcript is spliced from 11 exons. Bases 455 to 1333 code for a protein of 292 amino acids. Gene Ontology annotation, cellular component: cytoplasm; Ino80 complex. The record is from RefSeq and is a predicted model, not a curated record. Gene Ontology annotation, biological process: protein deubiquitination; ubiquitin-dependent protein catabolic process. Gene Ontology annotation, molecular function: proteasome binding; cysteine-type deubiquitinase activity. Lineage: Eukaryota; Metazoa; Chordata; Actinopteri; Siluriformes; Ictaluridae.